UAUAGAUCUUUUAUGGGGUGGAGUUUAAUGGCACUUUAUUAGCGUCUUUGACGUGUGAAUUGUCAAAAUGAAAUAAUUUAUUAAUUGAAGUUUAUCAUCCGAGAUUAUUGAGUUAGUUAUUCACCAUAUCAGAUUACAUCGUAAGGUUAAAUAAUAAUCCAAAGUUAUAAGCUUCAGUACAUGUUUUUAUAACUUUUCAAUUUUUACUUUGCACAUAUAACUUUAAUAAUUUAAUUCAAACGAAUAUCAAUAUUAUAUAUUGGAUAUUUAUUUAUUUUUUUGCUUCGUUAAACAGUGUUAAUUUAUAAACAAAUUCAAAAUGACGACCGACAAGGUAACGUUAAGUGAUGCAUUAUCCAAUGUCGACGUUCUAGAUGAAUUUACACUGCCUGAUGAGCAACCUUGUAUUGAAGCACAACCUUGUUCUGUUGUAUAUCAAGCGAAUUUUGAUACUAAUUUUGAAGAUCGUAAUGGUUUUGUAACCGGAAUUGCUAAAUAUAUUGAAGAAGCAACCGUUCAUGCAAGUUUAAAUGAAUUGUUAGAAGAAGGUUUGGAGCAUGCAGUGAUGCUUUAUACAUGGCGUUGCUGUUCUCGAGCAAUUCCUCAGCCUAAAUCAAAUGAACAACCAAAUCGUGUCGAAAUUUAUGAAAAAACUGUCGAAGUUUUGGCACCAGAAGUGAAUAAACUGUUAAAUUUUAUGUAUUUUCAACGAAAGGCUAUUGAAAGAUUUUCUGGUGAAGUUAAAAGACUUUGUCAUCAUGAAAAACGAAAAGACUUUGUAUCAGAGGCUUAUUUAUUGACUCUUGGUAAAUUCAUUAAUAUGUUUGCUGUAUUAGAUGAAUUAAAAAAUAUGAAGUCAAGUGUUAAAAAUGACUAUUCAACUUAUAGAAGAGCAGCACAAUUCCUAAAAGUCAUGUCAGAUUCUCAGACUCUUCAAGAAUCACAAAAUCUAUCAAUGUUUUUAGCAACACAAAAUAAAAUAAGAGACACAGUAAAAGAAAAUUUAGAAAAAAUUCCAGGCUAUGAAGAAUUACUAGCAGAUGUAGUUAAUAUUUGUGUUCACAUGUAUGAAACGAAAAUGUAUUUAACUCCAAAUGAAAAGCACAUGCUAGUAAAAGUGAUGGGAUUUGGUUUAUUUCUAAUGGAUAGUGAAUUAUGCAAUAUAAAUAAAUUAGAUCAAAAGAAGAAAUUAAAAUUAGAUAGAAUAGACCGAAUAUUUAAAAAUUUGGAAGUUGUACCAUUAUUUGGUGAUAUGCAAAUUGCACCAUUUAAUUAUAUAAAACGAUCCAAGCAUUUUGAAGCCUCAAAAUGGCCUUUAUCAUCAUCAAUAAACUCUAUGAGUCCUCAAGCAGAUUUAAUGGUUCAUUUGCCGCAAAUCAGAGAAGACCAUGUAAAAUACAUCAGUGAAUUAGCUAAAUAUAGUAACGAAGUUACUACAACUUACAAAGAAUGUGGAUCUGAUACUGAAAAUCAUGACACUGCUGAACUAGCACUGCGAGGACUACAAUUAUUAUCACAGUGGACAAGUGUUGUUACAGAGUUAUACAGCUGGAAGCUUUUACAUCCAACUGAUCAUCAUAUGAAUAAAGAGUGUCCUCUAGAAGCUGAAGAAUAUGAAAGAGCAACACGUUACAAUUAUACAGAAGAAGAGAAGUUUGCAUUAAUUGAAGUAAUAGCAAUGAUUAAAGGUUUACAAGUAUUGAUGGCGCGAAUGGAAACUGUAUUUAUUGAUGCAAUUCGAAGGAAUAUUUAUGCUGAACUUCAAGAUUUUGUUCAAUUAAUUCUUAGAGAACCUUUAAGAAAAGCUAUUAAAAAUAAAAAGGAUUUAAUUCGUAGUAUUAUUAUAUCUGUAAGAGAAACUUGUGCAGAUUGGCAUUUCGGUGUUGAACCAUCGAGUGAUCCUGCACUAAAAGGCAAGAAAGAUCCUGAUAAUGGAUUUGGAAUUAAAGUUCCCCGAAGAAAUGUAGGACCUUCUUCAACACAACUUUAUAUGGUUCGUACAAUGUUAGAAUCUUUGAUUGCCGAUAAAAGUGGUGGAAAAAGAACUUUAAGAAAAGAUAUCGAUGGCCAGUAUUUAAUCCAAAUUGAUCAAUUUCAUAAAACAAGCUUUUAUUGGAGCUAUUUAUUAAAUUUUAGUGAAUCACUACAAAAUUGUUGUGAUCUUUCUCAACUAUGGUAUCGUGAAUUUUAUCUAGAAAUGACAAUGGGACGAAAAAUACAAAAAUGUCAAGUUAGACAUCAACAUAAUGAAGAAUGCAGUGAUUUAAUUACAAUGGAGAAAAGAAUCCAAUUUCCAAUUGAAAUGUCUAUGCCUUGGAUUUUAACUGAUCAUAUUUUGAAAAGUAAAGAACCUUCUAUGAUGGAAUACGUUCUUUAUCCUUUGGACUUGUACAAUGAUAGUGCUCUUUAUGCUCUAACAAUUUUUAGAAAACAAUUUUUAUAUGAUGAAGUGGAAGCAGAAGUUAAUUUGUGCUUUGAUCAAUUUGUUUAUAAACUGAGUGAACAAAUAUUCGCUCAUUAUAAACAAUUAGCAGCCAGCAUUUUAUUAGAUAAACGAUUUCGUGUUGAAUGUGUGGCAUUAGGUGCUUACUUAUUGCCUUAUCCACGUGCUAAUCGUUAUGAAACUUUAUUGAAGCAACGUCAUGUACAGCUUUUAGGCCGCAGUAUUGAUUUAAAUAAAUUGAUAACACAACGAAUUAAUGCAGAUAUGCAAAAAUCAUUAGAAUUAGCAAUAAGUAAAUUUGAAUCUGGCGAUAUUACAGGAAUAGUAGAGCUAGAAGGAUUGUUACAAGUAAAUCGUCUAACUCAUAAACUAUUAAGUAAAUGGUUAGCUUUAGAUGAAUAUGAUGCAAUGUUUCGUGAAGCUAAUCACAAUGUAUUAGCACCAUAUGGUCGAAUUACACUUCACGUUUUUUGGGAAUUAAAUUAUGACUUUUUGCCAAAUUAUUGCUAUAAUGCAGCAACGAAUCGAUUUGUAAAAUGUCGUAGACUGCAAUUUGUACAGCCAGUACAUCGAGACAAACCACCACAAAUGUCUCAUCACUAUUUAUGGGGAAGUAAACAAUUGAAUUUAGCAUAUAGCACUCAAUAUGGACAGUACACAGGAUUCGUUGGGCCUUGUCAUUUUCGAACAAUGUGUAAACUACUCGGAUAUCAAGGGAUUGCAGUGGUGAUGGAAGAAUUACUAAAAAUUGUGAAAUCUCUAAUUCAAGGAAGUUUGCUGCAAUUUACAAAAACUUUGAUGGAAGCCAUGCCAAAAGUUUGUAAAUUACCAAGAUAUGAUUACGGCUCUCCUGGAGUCUUAGGAUAUUAUCAUGCACAAUUAAACGAUAUUGUACAAUAUCCAGAUGCUAAAACAGAAUUAUUUCAUAAUUUUCGAGAAUUCGGCAAUACCAUACUAUUUUGUUUAUUAAUGGAACAAGCAUUAUCACAAGAAGAAGUUUGUGAUUUGCUUCAUGCAGCGCCUUUCCAAAAUAUCUUACCUAGACCACAUUGUAAAGAGGGAGAAAAACCAGAGACCAAGCAAAAAAGAUUAGAAGCUAAAUAUUCUGCAUUGCAAAUUGUUCCAAAUGUUGACAAACUUGGCACUGCGAAGCAAGCGAUGAUAGCAAGAGAAGGAGAUUUAUUAACAAGAGAACGUUUAUGCUGCGGUUUAUCAAUAUUUGAAGUAGUUUUGAAUCGGUUGAAGAGCUUUUUAGAUGAUCCAAUAUGGAUUGGACCACCUCCAGCAAAUGGAGUAAUGAAUAUUGAUGAAUGUACAGAAUUCCAUAGAUUAUGGAGUGCUUUACAGUUUGUGUAUUGCAUACCCGUUGGAGAAACGGAGUUUACAGUCGAAGAGUUGUUCGGUGAAGGCUUGCAUUGGGCUGGAUGUGCUAUGAUCGUUUUAUUAGGACAGCAAAGAAGAUUCGAAGCUUUAGAUUUUUGUUAUCAUAUUCUACGAGUACAAAGGGUUGAUGGAAAAGAUGAAAAUGUUAAAGGCAUUCAUUUGAAAAGAAUGGUCGAUCGUAUUAGACGUUUUCAAGUCUUAAACUCACAAAUUUUUGCUAUUUUAAAUAAGUAUUUAAAAAGUGGUGAUACUGAUUCAACAAGUGUAGAACAUGUUCGCUGCUUUCCACCACCAAUUCAUCCAUCCAUUGCUCAUACUCAACAGCAUUACCAUGCUCCUGAAUAUAUACGACAAUUGAAUAAUCCAUAGCCUUUAAUAAAUACUCUUAAAGAGAAGUUAAAACAACUGAAUAUAAAUAAAAAUUAAAGCAAUCAGACGAUUGAAUUCAGAGCAUUGCCAAUCUACUAUAUUGAAGACAUCAACAGAAAAAAAUAAAAUCAAAAAUUUAAAAAAUCAUUAGUACUCAUUAGUAAUGAUAAUAAUAAUAACAAAACUAAUAAUCAUCGUCAUGAUAAUAAUCAUAAAAUAUAAAAAUUCAAGUCCAAAAUCAAUCUACUUAGUCUAUAAGUGUAGUUUUUGCAUAAAUAAUUUACUAGUAAUUUUUUUAUAAACAUAAAAAUAUUCCAGAAAAAUAAAACAAUAAAGAAUCUAGUUAUUAAGAUUUGUAAAUAAUCAGUUAAUAUAGUAAAUAUCAAGUUAAUCAACUAUUUAGUAAAUUAAUAAUUAAUAAUAUCAAUGUCUUAAUCAAUAACAAAUUUUUUUAUAUUGUAUUUUAUUUUAUAAAUCUACAAAAUUUUUAUCAAACAAUGUCUUAUCUGUAUCUCGCUUUAACAAUGCUUUUUCCAUAUUCGUAGGUAAUGAAAUACCUAUUAGUUUAGAAACCAUACUUUUUUUUGGUAAACCAGCAUCACAUCUAGUUUUUUGUUUCUUCCUUUUACACUUAAUCGAAUUAUCUGUUGCAUUUUUUGGGUCUUCAUUUUGCUCUUGAAAGUUGUCACGAUGACAAGUUUUUAAGUGAAAAAUUAAUGACCGUUUUAUUCCAAACUUCUUUUUACACAAGUCACAUUCGUAUUUUUUUUCACCUUCAUGUUUAGUUUUUAUAUGAUGUGUUAAAUUUGAUUGAUAAUAAUAAACCCUGUGACAUUGAUCAUAAGGGCAAGGUAUUAAUAUUGUAUUAUUAUCACGGUUGUGUGCAGAAAGUCUUAAUCGUAAUUUUUUUUCACGUUCUUCAUUAAGAUCUGUAUCAAUAAAAAUAAUAUUAAAAUAAUGUACUGACAAUUGAA
Molecule: messenger RNA, 5169 nt
Organism: Chelonus insularis
Lineage: Eukaryota; Metazoa; Arthropoda; Insecta; Hymenoptera; Braconidae
Gene: Sra-1
Product: Cytoplasmic FMR1-interacting protein Sra-1
Exons: 6
Coding region: 320-4195 (1291 amino acids)
Biological process (GO): axon guidance; cell projection assembly; regulation of actin filament polymerization
Cellular component (GO): synapse; SCAR complex; neuron projection
Molecular function (GO): small GTPase binding; RNA 7-methylguanosine cap binding
Source: RefSeq, a predicted model, not a curated record